GUGAUUGCAACAUCAUUGUUCUUCUGUGGCCAGCGUUAUGUAACGAGGUGAAGUUCGGAUCAGUGAAACUGUGAAGUGAGAGUUUGGGGUCCCAGCUGGGACCCUCGCUGCUCGGCGACCACUGUGAGGACCUAGACCACAUGUUGAGAAACGCUGUUGUAGCCACAUGAAGGGGUGUGGAAGAGGCAAGUGCGCAGCCACUCAGGGCAGACGGGCACUGGAGCAAAAUUCAUCCCUACUUAACAUGUCAAUCAGGAUUAAUGCCCUUACAAACCUCCUAUUUAGGUUCAUCCAGUUCCUUUCACUAGUGGAAGUUCCGAACCAGGGCAGAGGCAGUAAUAUAUAAGGCAGGACAGGACAGGACAGAACAGGAACGCAACACCAAAGCACAGAGUAGCGCGCACUACGGAGCGUCGCCUGGACUUGUGUUUCACGUUUGUACUCCUCGACGGUAGUUGACAGGCGCAAUGACUGAUCACUCACUGAUUUCGUGAGCGUGAUGCAUGUAGACUGUCAGAGCUCUUCAAGUCACACUGUUCUGUUUUUAAAAAAAAAUAUCUCUCGCCUGUGGAUUAGUUAUGCAACAGUGCAGAUGAUAUUGUUUGCAUGCGGGUAAAGUUGCAGGAGCUCAGAAGUCGCUGUCUGCGCACUCAGUUCACUGUUGGCGGAUAUCUGCGGUGCACGUAAACUUGCAGCGUAAACAUACUUACAGACUAUCCGUGAGCACGUUCCGAAAUGGAGCUGAAGAGCGUGUGUCGUAUGCUUCUUUUCCCGGUUCAAAUCCUCUACUGUAUAGUAAGAGCAAGUUUGAUGUUGCUGUUGCCAAGCAGACGGAAAGACCUCACCAAGGAGGUGGUAUUGAUCACUGGUGGAGGACGAGGCAUCGGACGACACCUGGCCAAAGAGUUUGCCAAGCAUGGGGCCAGAAAGGUGAUCCUGUGGGGCAGAACAGAAAAGUGCCUCAAAGAGACAGCUGAAGAAAUUACCCUCUCUGGAACUGAGUGCCAUUACUUCCUGUGUGACGUGGCCAAUCGGGAGGAAGUUUACAAACAAGCCAAAGUGGUUAGAGAAAAGGUGGGAGAUGUUACGAUAUUGGUGAACAACGCAGCAGUCGUCCAUGGCAAGAGUCUGAUGGACAGCGAUGAUGAUGCUCUUCUGAAAUCCCAACACAUCAACACCAUGGGGCAGUUCUGGACAACAAAAGCUUUCCUGCCUCGAAUGCUGGAGCUGCAGCACGGCCAUGUCGUAUGCAUUAAUUCCAUCCUGUCCCAGUCUCCGAUCCCUGGGGCCAUAGACUACUGCACCUCCAAGGCCUCAUCGCUGGCCUUCAUGGAGAGCCUGACACUGGGCCUGCUGGACUGUCCUGGUGUCAGCUGUACCACAGUGCUUCCCUUUCACACGAAUACAGAGAUGUUCCAGGGCAUGAGAGUCAGGUUUCCCCAGCUCUUUCCACCCCUCAAACCUGAAGUAGUUGCCCAGAGGACUGUUGAUGCAGUCAGAACUGACAAGGCUUUCCUCUACCUGCCAUGGACAAUGCACGCUCUUGUCAUUCUCAAAAGCUUCGUGCCACAAGUUGCACUUGAAGAAAUCCACAAGUUUUCUGGGACUUACACCUGCAUGAACACAUUCAAAGGGAGGACAUGAACCUGGACUGUGCGCAAUAUGAGAGCGACCUCAACAGUUCUCGGGUGUGAUGAAGGGAAUAUGGACCUUUACACAUGUGAAAGUGGAGCAGGUCCCAUGAUAGAGUGAAGACAAACACAUGCAAGGGUGUCGCUUCUACAGUUACAAGUAAUUGAUAAACUGCUCGAUACACCCUGAUCCUAUGUAUAUGUAUAUAGUAUGGAGGACUCACUUUGAUCUGAAGCCAUGCAUAGUUCUAUACCAGUAGUUAUUCUGGGAGUUUGACACAUAUUUUGUCGCCUGUUUUUACUUCUUUUUUUUCUUUUUUUUAAAUUCUUUUAAUAUGUCUUUGAAUCAAAACAAGGUAAUAAAAUCGAGUUUUAGAAUUGCACUUUCUCCAUUUGUACAUGAUGAAAAUAGAAAAAGUGAACACUUGGGCGGUAGACAUUGUAUUCUAUCAGGGUUUUGACUCCCAUGGCAGUGCGAUAACAGCUUUGAUUUAUUCCAAGCAUGAGAUCAGUGACUGUGACAGACGAUGUUGUCAAAACAUAAAAUGCACUCAUGGGGGCCAUGUGGGGCAUAUUCUUGUUUGUUCUCUGCUGUCAGAAAAUGGUACAGGGGGGAUAGUGUAAAUCUCAAUAAACACAAUGAACUCAAAACAAGUCAGUCAGGCCCUUCU
Molecule: messenger RNA, 2302 nt
Organism: Pundamilia nyererei
Lineage: Eukaryota; Metazoa; Chordata; Actinopteri; Cichliformes; Cichlidae
Gene: dhrs3b
Product: dehydrogenase/reductase (SDR family) member 3b
Exons: 6
Coding region: 736-1644 (302 amino acids)
Biological process (GO): retinoid metabolic process; regulation of retinoic acid receptor signaling pathway
Cellular component (GO): lipid droplet
Molecular function (GO): all-trans-retinol dehydrogenase (NAD+) activity
Source: RefSeq, a predicted model, not a curated record